CUAUUCGUAUCAUCGUUGACCGACUGAUUUUCUAAACUCCCCCUUCCCCUCUGCUUGUGCUCGAAACCCCCCCUUCAGGAAUAAAUAGGUACCCCAGAGGAAUACCGACGUAAUCCACAAUGAGUUCGCCUCUACGUCCAAACAUGGAUUCCGCAAAUCGCGGUGCCGCCCCCCGCUCGAGUCGUAAGCGCUCUCGCACUGGCGGCGAUGCCUCCUCUCCCGUGGCCGCUUCUAGCCCCAUGCCGUCAUCUCCACCCGCCUUCAACAUUGCCCACGGUGGUGACGAUGACGAUGACGAUAUUGAGGAGGAGGCCGAGAUUCAGGAUGACCUCGAGGAGCUCGACGAGAUGGCAGAGGACGACGUGGACUUGUUUCGCGAGGGCUUUGAGCGGGACUACAACGAUAAGGACGACAACGACGCCUACGAGGGAAUCGACAUUGAUGACGAAGGCGAAUUCGACGAGAUGAGCCUCGGCGAAAGGCGACGUCUCGAGGCUCAGCUGAGCCGCAGAGAUCGAGAAGUGGCGCGGAGACGGCGAAUGCCCCAGGCUUUCCUUCAGGACGAGGAUGAGGACGGAGACAUCGACCUCACCGCCCAACCACGGCGCCGGCGUCACCACUACGACGAAGACCCGGACGACGAGAUGGACCAAGACAUCAUGGAUGAAGAGCUCUCGCUCGAGGCUCUGCAGGAUGUCAAAGCCUCGAGCCUGACCGAGUGGGUCUCUCAACUGUCCGUCCAGCGCACGAUCAAGAGAGAAUUCAAGGCCUUCCUGACCGAGUAUACCGACGAGAGUGGCUCUUCGGUCUACGGGAGCCGUAUCCGGACUCUCGGUGAGAUCAACGCCGAGUCUCUCGAGGUGUCCUACGACCACUUGUCCUCGUCGAAAGCCAUUCUUGCCUACUUCCUCGCCAACGCCCCCGCUGAGAUGUUGAAGCUCUUUGAUGAUGUAGCCAUGGAGGUUGUCCUUCUACACUACCCGGAUUACGAACGCAUUCACUCCGACAUCCAUGUCCGCAUUUUCGACCUCCCCGUCCAUUAUACUCUGCGUCAGCUGCGGCAAUCGCAUCUCAAUUGCCUAGUGAGGGUGAGCGGUGUGGUCACUCGACGGACGGGCGUCUUCCCCCAGCUCAAGUAUGUCAAGUUCGACUGCACCAAAUGUGGAGUGACCCUGGGUCCUUUCCAACAAGAGUCCAACGUUGAGGUUAAAAUUUCCUUCUGCCAGAACUGCCAGUCUCGUGGUCCCUUUACUAUUAACUCCGAGAAGACGGUGUACCGGAACUACCAGAAACUCACGCUCCAGGAAUCCCCUGGCACGGUCCCCGCUGGCCGUCUACCUAGGCAUCGCGAGGUUAUCCUCCUCUGGGAUCUGAUAGACAAGGCGAAGCCUGGUGAGGAAAUCGAGGUCACCGGCAUUUACCGAAACAACUAUGAUGCCCAGCUCAAUAACCGUAACGGGUUCCCGGUCUUUGCGACCAUCCUGGAAGCAAAUAACGUCAUAAAAGCGCACGAUCAGCUUGCGGGCUUCAGGCUCACCGAAGAGGAUGAGCACGAGAUUCGGAAGCUUUCGCGCGAUCCCCAAGUUAUCGACAAGAUUGUCAAUUCGAUAGCACCGAGCAUCUACGGGCAUACCGACAUAAAGACCGCCAUUGCCUUAUCCCUCUUUGGCGGCGUCGCAAAAACAACCAAGGGUGCCCAUCAUGUACGCGGGGACAUCAACGUCCUACUGCUUGGCGAUCCUGGUACGGCCAAGUCCCAGGUCCUCAAGUAUGUAGAAAAGACUGCCCACAGGGCCGUCUUCGCUACUGGUCAGGGAGCUUCCGCUGUCGGUCUCACGGCUAGUGUCCGUCGGGACCCUCUCACUAGCGAGUGGACGCUAGAAGGAGGCGCCCUAGUUCUCGCGGAUAAAGGCACCUGUCUCAUCGACGAAUUUGACAAGAUGAACGACCAGGAUCGGACAUCGAUCCACGAGGCCAUGGAGCAGCAGACCAUUUCUAUAUCCAAGGCAGGCAUCGUUACCACCCUGCAGGCUCGAUGUGGGAUCAUCGCGGCGGCCAACCCGAUCGGCGGCCGCUACAACUCUACGAUACCGUUUUCUUCCAACGUCGAGCUAACCGAGCCUAUCUUGUCUCGUUUUGACAUACUCUGCGUCGUGCGAGACACCGUGGACCCCGAAGAAGACGAGCGAUUAGCUCGCUUCAUCGUCGGCUCUCACAGCCGAAGCCACCCGACUACUCAGUCCACCGCUGAGGGGUCUAUGGAGGUUGAACAAGACGACUCCGAAGCUGCUCAGGAAAGCCAGGCGGCGCAGAAGAAGGAAGGCGAUAUCCCUCAGGAGCUGCUUCGUAAAUACAUCUUAUAUGCGCGGGAGCACUGUCAGCCAAAGCUCCUUCACAUGGACGAGGACAAAGUCGCGCGGCUUUUCGCGGAUAUGCGACGAGAAUCGCUUGCCACUGGCGCGUACCCUAUUACGGUUCGUCAUUUGGAAGCCAUCAUCCGGAUAUCCGAGUCAUUCUGCCGGAUGCGGUUAUCGGAAUAUUGCUCAGCCCAGGACAUCGACCGGGCCAUCGCCGUUACCGUUGACAGUUUCAUCGGCAGCCAGAAGGUCAGCUGCAAGAAGGCGCUCGCGCGUGCAUUCGCCAAGUACACGUUGGCGAGACCCGGCGGAAGUAGCGCGCGGAGAGGUGGGCAGACCCGGCGUAGAACGGCGGCGGCGGCGGCAUAGGGCAGAGAAAAACAGAGGGGGCCCUACCUGGCGUAGAACGGGGCGUGUCAUAGGGAAAUGGAACGCGAGACAUGAAGGGACUCACAUUUCUUUGAAAAAACGUGCUUUAGCUAUGAUGAUACAGCUUGAGGAUAACGCAACAUAAUGUGUAGACCUGAUAUACGAAGACGCCAAGAAUCGACUGCGCGCGGCCCGGGCGUGU
This is a messenger RNA of Durotheca rogersii, 2928 nucleotides long. Its product is annotated as MCM-domain-containing protein. The transcript has 3 exons. Gene Ontology annotation, cellular component: MCM complex; nucleus. Gene Ontology annotation, molecular function: 3'-5' DNA helicase activity; ATP binding; single-stranded DNA binding. NCBI's taxonomy places the organism in Eukaryota, Fungi, Ascomycota, Sordariomycetes, Xylariales, Xylariaceae. Bases 120 to 2726 code for a protein of 868 amino acids. Gene Ontology annotation, biological process: mitotic DNA replication initiation; double-strand break repair via break-induced replication; DNA replication. The record is from RefSeq and is a predicted model, not a curated record.